AUGGAUCAAUCUAAAACCAAAGUUUCCACAGCAGUUUUUCUCUCUCAUAUACAACAAAUGACAAUCUUCUUUUCUCCUUUCUUUUUUUUAAAUUCAGACAGCCCCAUUCGAAGAAAAUCCAAUUUUUUCCACCAAGUCCUAAAGCGCAGCAAAUCAACUGGCACAGACUGCAUUCUUCGCAAUAGCUAUGUCAAUUUCGAAAACAUCUAUGGUGCACGCAUUGUGCACCGACGCACAAAGGAACAAAGCAAAGGUGAAGGCUUUUGCAUUGGGAUUGCAAUCCUCAUCUACGAACGGCAAGGUAACAACAAACUGCGGGAAAAGAACUUGACCUUUGCUAAUCCUUGUCAUGAGAUUUGCAAGCGGUGGGUUGAGGAAAUGGAACAGAUUCUUGGUGGCUUUACUGAGCGACCCAAGAAUGUAAAGGUUAUAUGUCAGCCCAUUUCAGGAAAUAAACAUGGGAAGAAUGUCUAUGCAAACGUUAUUGAGCCAAUCUUUAAAAACGCCAACAUACAGAUUGACUACUCUGAAUGUGAUCAAAGCAAUCCAGUUUCUUAUCAUACUGAAAAUGUAACAACUAAAAAUUAUGAUUGUUGUUCUCAUCAUACUGCUGCAGCCCCAGAGCCUCUUUUUGGGAUCACUUUUAAAGAAAUCUAUUCUUUCAAUUAUACUGCCAUGAAUGAACAGGCAUAUUGGCAUUCAGGGACUGUCAGAUGCAACACGCAUUACGGAGAAGGAACCACCAACCAAAUUGCUCAUUCUGUUCUUGGGACCUGUGAUGUAGUAACAGCUGCACUUCACAUCGUUUUAGGACACUUUCGAUACGUUGAUUUGUGUUCGGUCCACCAUGAAGGUCAGUUCUAUAAGUGGGCAUUUAAUAGCCAAUACGGAUUUGCAGGAAAUGUUCUUGCCUAUGCUGAUCGAUAUCGGUCAGUUCUUCAGUCCAAAAAAAUGGAAGGGGGUUUUUUGAAAGCUUUAACAAUGUCAAAAUUAAGAUCAUACAUGUGCAAAGUAGAGUACAUUCCAGUGGAAGAAACACCAGAAAAACGACCAUGUAGUAGAGGGUGCACUGUCUGCCGAUUGCCAGAGAGUCCAAUAGAUACGGACACAGCUGAUACACAACGUACUUACACAGGUAAGUCUUUAGGAAUUGAGUCUGUUCUUAUUUCUUUUUUUUUUUUUUUCAUAAGAAACUUUUUAUUUAUAUUGUCCAGACAUAUUUGCCAUUAG
Acanthosepion pharaonis is the source of this 1230-nucleotide messenger RNA. Lineage: Eukaryota; Metazoa; Mollusca; Cephalopoda; Sepiida; Sepiidae. The record is from the annotation of a GenBank genome assembly.